Molecule: messenger RNA, 1400 nt
Organism: Cataglyphis hispanica
Lineage: Eukaryota; Metazoa; Arthropoda; Insecta; Hymenoptera; Formicidae
Product: serine protease persephone-like
Exons: 6
Coding region: 87-1322 (411 amino acids)
Biological process (GO): proteolysis
Molecular function (GO): serine-type endopeptidase activity
Source: RefSeq, a predicted model, not a curated record
UGACGAGUUAGACGAGAUAUAUCUGCCAUCGCGGCGAGUACCCAAGACCAGCCGAGAAAAGCGCGUGAUCAAGGUUGUAAUCAAGAAUGUCACAGAGCGCGUCUGCCGCUUUGUCAUUAUUAUUGCUGGUGUUGGUGUCGAUCCUGUUGCCGACACAUGGAAAAGAUGUUGGAGAAAUAUGCACAAUCGGAAAUUCGGGCAACCAGGGUAUAUGCAAGAUUUUGCAAGACUGUCCAGUAAUUUAUCAGGAAUUAUUGGCCGGCAAAAUGCCGGAAAAUAUUUGCGGCUUCUUAGGUUUUGAUCCGGUAGUUUGUUGCCCGACAACAAUGCGUACUACAAGACCACCGCCAAUAUCGGUACCACAGACUACCGAAGCAGUUCAAGUAGAGGUAGGACGACCUUUGAAGCUGGAUGGCAGCAGAGGAUCAUUAGCGCGAAUAAAAUGCGCGGAAGCCGCGGAAGCUGUCUAUGGCUUGGAAAUACCACCUAUACCGAUCCUUCAUCGAAAGCCCGUCAAUGUGUCGCGUUGUGCCCUGAAAACGCGCAAGCUGAUCGUCGGCGGCGUGAAAGCCGAGCCGAAAGAAUUCCCGCACAUGGCAGCCGUUGGUUUCGAUAUUCGCGGAGAUAUCCAGUGGAAAUGCGGCGGCAGCUUGAUUUCCGCCAAGAUCGUCCUGACAGCGGCACACUGCACUUGGAAUGGAAACUGGGGACCUGCGGAAUGGGUGCGAGUUGGUGAUCUGAAUCUUGUGCAAACGAAUGACGACGCGAUGCCGCAAGAUAUUAGAAUUGCAGAAAGGAUAAAGCAUCCUGAUUACAAAGGCCCGUCAGAGUAUCAUGACAUAGCUAUAUUACGAUUGGAAAAAGAAGCUACCUAUAAUGCAUGGGUGAGACCAGCGUGUCUUCCGGUUGACUUGCCUGACGUAGGCACGGACAAUAAGGCCGUUGCCACUGGAUGGGGUUUAGUCGAUUGGUCUGAAGACGAAGGCUCGGACAAUUUGUUGAAAGUAACGCUCAAUUUAGUAAGCCACGAGUCUUGCAAUGCAAGCUUUUUCGAUGGCGGCACCAGUGCACAGCUUGCAUCUGGCAUAGUCAACGAAUGGCAAAUAUGUGCGGGAGAAGUGGGAAAAGAUACUUGCCAAGGUGACAGCGGAGGACCACUCGCCGUCUUUAACAACGAUCAUGAGUGCAUGUAUAACAUAAUUGGAAUUACUAGUGUUGGACGUUUGUGCGGCAGCAUCAUACCCGGCGUGUACACUCGAGUCUAUCACUACAUCCCUUGGAUAGAGAGAACCGCAUGGCCGGAAUACUUUCGAAACAAUUAAUUAAAAAAUUUUUAAUUUUUCUAAUUUAAAUGUAUUUUUUUUUAAUAUUAAAUACAUUCCUUCUUUUAUAUGAUGUAA